Diospyros lotus (date-plum) is the source of this 6637-nucleotide messenger RNA. RefSeq names its product 1-phosphatidylinositol-3-phosphate 5-kinase FAB1B. Gene Ontology annotation, molecular function: 1-phosphatidylinositol-3-phosphate 5-kinase activity; ATP binding; metal ion binding. Bases 973 to 6450 code for a protein of 1825 amino acids. The record is from RefSeq and is a predicted model, not a curated record. The transcript has 11 exons. Gene Ontology annotation, biological process: phosphatidylinositol phosphate biosynthetic process. NCBI's taxonomy places the organism in Eukaryota, Viridiplantae, Streptophyta, Magnoliopsida, Ericales, Ebenaceae. Gene Ontology annotation, cellular component: endosome membrane.
GAGAAAGUAGAUGGAUGGAUCAUGCAGUUUCAAUUUCGGCCGCUUCUUUUUUCAUCCAAAUAGCUAGCCGUCAUCAUCAAUCACAGUCAGCUCAUCGUCGUCUCCUCCUCCUCCUCAUACACUAUCCGUGAAUGCUGCUUGUUUAUGAUACAGCAAGGCCAAGGCGGCAGCAUGAGCAUGUGUUCUGUUUAUAUUUACAUUAUUAUUGUACAGCUUUCGUAUGUGGUGCUUCUUUUUAACGAGCGUUGGCAGUUUGCUAAUCCUCUGGAACGGCAAGGAAUGUGCCAGAAAUUACCGCCGCCAAUAAAUAUCUUCACAGAGAGAGAGAGAGAGAGAGAGAGAGAGGGGUGUUUUGACUUUUACCGGUACUUGUAAUUUUCACGAGGAAGAAGAAUAGAGAUUUCAUGGCUGGUCGUGAAUUUGCUUCUUCUCUGAACCUUCAACGGCGGGUGCUGGUUGUUUGCUUGCUUCCCACUUCUUAUAUAUAAGAGAGCCACAGCCGCAGGUGGGUUUGCUUCGAGCAGAGCACGCAUUGUUUCUUAAAGGGUUUGGUUUUGUUCUCCUCACCCAAUUUGAUUGCUAGGAAAUUUGGAGAACUGGCUCGCUGAGAGAAGAAACUUUUGGAAUUAACCGCCACUUGCUGGGGGCUCGGCUCGAGUAUCGGAUUGAUAUCCAUACUGCAAUACAGUCUCCCAGUCGUUUUGGUUGAAUUUGUUUGUGAACUUGGCGGUGGUCUACUUAUGUUUAUUGUGAUGGGGGGCUGCUGCUGACAGCCAGUCAUUAAAAUUUCCAUCCGCAGGCUAGGUUUCCUGAAUUUGUAGCUAGGGUUUUCGUUGGAAUUUAUGCAGCCAUGCCAUUCAUUUGAAUUUCGACUUUGCUAAAUGGGGGUGCGUGGUAGCAGUAUGCAGUGCUUGUUAGUUUUUGGAGUGGCCGUUUUAUGAUAAUGGUGAGCUGGAAACGGGAUCUUCACCUAUGGGUAGCUCCCACAACAGGAAGCUGCCUGACCUAGGCGGCGUCAGGAAAUCAUGGGCCAAUUGGAGAAAUGCAGAACCUGCAUGCAUGUCGAGCAGGGACUUCUGGAUGCCCGACCAAAGCUGUCGGGUAUGCUAUGAAUGUGAUUCACAGUUCACCAUAUUCAACCGCCGACACCAUUGCCGUCUCUGUGGACGAGUUUUCUGUGCCAAGUGCACCUCAAAUUCAGUGCCUGUUUCUUCUGAUGAGAACAGGACCAGUGGAGGAGAUUGUGAGAGGAUUAGAGUCUGUAGUUAUUGCUUUAAGCAACGGGAACAGGGGACAGCUGUGGCUGGUACCGAGAUGAAUGCAUCAAGCCCGGGCCAUAAUUUGUCCCCAUCGUCAACCCCGAGCCUUAGUCCGUCCCCAUCAUCGGCGAGUUUGGUCAGCACCCAUUCUAGCUGCACCUAUUACAGCAGUGGCAGCAGUAUUAGUUCGACACAAAACUCAACUGCUCCGCACAACCUGUUGCUGUAUACCGGCAACAACAGUCAUCGUGAAUCACCUCAAAUGAAUCCUGACAGAGUUAGGCAAGGUCCUUUAACAUCUCAAGGGAGCUCAAAUUCUAUUGCAGGUGGAGGAGAUCCAUUUCUUAGUAAAUUCAAUUUUCCCAUCAACAGAAGUGAUGAUGAGGAUGAUGAAUAUGGCACUCGUGGUACUCAUUCUGACAUGGGGAAUUUUCCACAAUCUGACAAUUAUUAUGGUGCUGUCAGUUAUGAUAGGACUGACCACCUCUAUGGACCACAUGAAGUCCGUGCAGAUGGUAAGAAUAUUGACACAGAAUGCAGGACUUACUCUAUUUCACCUGGGAGCUCUGGGACACAAGAAUUAGAAGGAUUCGUAAAGGUUGGGGAAGAAGUGGUCAGUUGCAAGAAUGAUGAAAAGUAUAAAGUUUCUCCUAUAUACAGUGCGGACAGUAAGGAUUCUGUACUUGUUGAUUUUGAGAACAAUGCACUACUUUGGCUUCCUCCCGAUCCUGAAUAUCAAGAGGAUGAGAGAGAUGCUGUUUCGUUUGAUGAGGAGGAGGAUGCUGUGGGAGAGUUGGGUUAUCCACAUACUUCAAGCAGCUUUAGCAGUAGGCAGUUCCAUAAUAAGGAUAGGUCAAGUGAAGAGCAUCGAAAAGCCAUGAAAAAUGUAGUCGAUGGGCAUUUUAGAACCUUGGUAGAGCAACUUCUGCAUGUUGAGAAUGUAUCUCUGAGUGUGGAGGAAAAUAAAGAGAAUUGGCUGGAUAUUAUUACAUCUUUGUCCUGGGAAGCUGCUACUCUUCUUAAGCCAGAUACAAGUGAGGGUGGCAGAAUGGAUCCUGGUGGAUAUGUAAAGGUUAAAUGUAUAGCCUGUGGGUGUCCCAGUGAUAGUAUGGUGGUUAAAGGAGUUGUCUGUAAGAAAAAUGUUGCUCAUCGACGAAUGGCAUCAAAAAUAGAUAAACCGCGACUCCUAAUUCUUGGAGGGGCUUUGGAAUAUCAACGGGUUUCUAACCAUCUGUCAAGUUUUGAUACAUUGUUGCAGCAGGAAAUGGACCAUUUGAAGAUGGCAGUGGCAAAAAUUGACGCUCAUCACCCUAAUGUUCUUUUGGUAGAGAAAUCAGUAUCCCGAUAUGCACAAGAAUACCUGCUUGAAAGAAACAUCUCGGUUGUUUUGAAUCUCAAGAGGCCACUUCUAGAGCGUAUAGCUCGCUGUACAGGUGCUCAGAUAGCCCCUUCAGUUGAUCAUCUUACAUCACAAAAACUAGGCUAUUGCAAUUCAUUCCAUGUGGAGAAGUUUCUUGAAGAGCAUGGAAGUGCUGGGCAAAUUGGGAAGAAAUUGACAAAGACAUUGAUGUUUUUUGAGGGUUGUCCAAAACCAUUGGGCUGUACUAUUUUGCUCAAGGGUGCUAGUGGGGAUGAGUUGAAAAACGUGAAGCACAUUCUCCAGUAUGGAGUAUUUGCUGCUUAUAAUUUGGCUCUAGAGACAUCAUUUCUUGCUGAUGAAGGUGCUUCUCUGCCAGAACUUCCUUUGAAAUCUCCAAUAAGCGUUGCAUUACCUGAAAACCCCCCUAGUAUUGGCAGGUCAAUAUCUAUCAUACCUGGUAUCAACGCUUCUGAGACUGGGAAGCCUCAGGAGACCUGUGCUCUUAGUGCGUCUCAAAUACCAAACAACUUGUCAGCUUUAACUUCAGCAGCUACCUUUCCCCCCCAAUGGAAAUCAGACAUGGAGCUAUCAGCAUGCCUCUCACAGAGUCAUACCUCUCAAACUUUGCACUCAGGACCUCCCAUGACUGUUGUGAAACUUGCUGCUUCUCAUGACUCCAUAUGUCCUGGGCAUGACUUCUCAGAUGUUUGUCAAAAGCUGCCCUCCACUUAUCAUGCCACUGAGGAGAGCAGCAAGGUUGGUCUUGAGGAAAGACUGAAUGGAAAUUUCUGGGAGGUAUUGGGAGAGGAUAAUAUAUCUUAUAAUCAUUUUUCCACUUCAGAAGGAAUGGAACAAGGUGUUGGAGGUUGUCAUUCUAAUGGUAAUCUGUUUCCUGCAAAUUGUUUGAGUGCUUCAAAUUUUGCAUCCUUAGCAAUAGAAGGCAAUACUAACAGUGGGGAAGUGGGUUCUCUGAGAGAAGAGUUAUCUCCCUUGCCUUCUGAUCAUCGGAGCAUUUUGGUGUCCUUAACAACACGCUGUGUGUGGAAGGGAACUGUGUGCGAACGUGCCCAUCUCUUUCGCAUUAAAUACUAUGGAUCCUUUGAUAAGCCUUUGGGGCGGUUUUUACAAGACCAUUUGCUUGACCAGAGUUAUCGGUGCCCAUCAUGUGAGAUGCCAUCAGAAGCGCAUGUUCACUCCUAUACUCAUCAGCAAGGCAGCCUGACAAUUUCUGUAAAGAAGCUUCAACAGUUUAUUCUUCCAGGGGAAAGAGAAGGAAAAAUCUGGAUGUGGCACCGUUGCCUGCAAUGUCCUCGGAUGAAUGGAUUCCCUCCUGCCACAAGAAGAGUAGUAAUGUCAGAUGCUGCAUGGGGUUUAUCUUUUGGGAAAUUUUUGGAGCUUAGCUUUUCAAACCAUGCUGCUGCAAGCAGGGUUGCAAACUGCGGUCAUUCACUUCACCGAGAUUCUCUUCGGUUCUAUGGUUCUGGAAGAAUGGUUGCUUGCUUUCGCUACACUACAAUUCAGAUUCACUCUGUGCAUCUUCCAUGCCCAAAACUUGAAUUUAAUUUUAAUAAUCAGGAGUGGAUAAAAAAAGAAGUUAAUGAGGUCAGAAGCAAUAAAGAUCUCUUAUUUUCUGAGGUGCACAAUGCUCUAUUUCAAAUAUCAGAGCAGAUAUUGCAUGACAGUAGCAUGAAAGCACCAGAAUCAAGAAGCAGAGUAGCAGAACUGGAGGAGAUUCUACAGAAGGAGAAAGAAGAAUUGGAGAUGUUGCUACAACAAGAGUUGAACAGGAAGGGUAAACUUGGCCAUCCCAUAAUCGAUAUUCUUGAGAUUAAUAAACUAAGAAGGCAGUUAAUCUUCCAUUCUUAUGUAUGGGAUCAACGUCUGAUAUAUAGUUUAUGCUCAGACAGCAACAAGGUUCACAGUCUGAGCAAUUUGACUGCAAAACUGAAGGAGAAAUAUGUCUCUUCUAUUGACAGGCCUGUUGAGAUUCUUCAGGAUGCUAAAAUUGAUACAAUUAAUCACCAUGGAAAGGUUUGCAUGCUAAACAAACCCAAUGAAAUUCCUAAGGGAAAGAACAAGGAUGGGGAUCUGAAUUGUAGGAAGGAGGCUGCAGAAAAUAUUUUCUUUAGUGAAAAUAUGGAAAAUGAAUUGGACAAUCCAGAGUCUGGAAGAAACCCAAGAAGAGCCCUUUCAGAAGGGCAAUUUUCCAUGGGGACAAACUUAUCAGGCACCUUGGAUUCCACUUGGUCUGGUGAAAAUCACCCAAGAAUUAUAACACCUAAAGAUAAUGGUCAUAGACAUCCUAACAAAGUUGUGGCAGAUUCUUCAAUUGAGGUGGAUACUUUUGCUGCAAACUCAGAUUUGGAGAACUGCACUAAUGGCCAUGAUGGGGCCAAUGUAGCUCAUUCUCCUGCCUCGUCAUUUUCUUUUGAAGAGCCAAGAAAUUCCAUGUGCUGGGUAGGGAUGCCCUUCUUUAAUUUCUAUUACUUAUUGAACACAGACUCUUUGUUAUGUGGUCAAAUUAUUUCCAAAGUUAACAAGUAUAAUCCUGUCUAUAUCAUGUCAUUCAGAAAGCUAGUAUGUCAAGGUGGUGCCCGGCUACUUCUUCCUGUGGGUUUUAAUGAUAUUGUUGUUCCUGUUUAUGAUGAUGAACCCACUAGCAUUAUAUCAUAUGCACUUGUCUCAGCAGAUUAUCAUACCCAGAUAUCCAAGGAGCCUGAGAAACCAAAAGAUGGCAUAGAAUCUUCAUUCUCCUUACCACUCUUGGAUUCAUUCUCCUUACCACUCUUGGAUUCACCAAAUCUGCUCUCACUUCACUCUUUUGAUGAGAUAUCUGCUGAAUCCUUUAGAAGUUUGAAAUCCACUGAUGAGAGCAUUUUUUACACACCUGGGUCUCAGAGCUCAGUUUUGGAGGCACUCUUGUUCACAAAAACUUUGCAUGCCAGGGUAUCUUUCACGGAUGAUGGCCCUCUUGGGAAAGUGAAGUAUACUGUGACUUGUUACUAUGCAAAGAAAUUUGAGGAUUUGAGAAGGAACUGUUGCCCCUCGGAGUUGGAUUUUAUACGCUCACUCAGUCAUUGUAGAAAGUGGGGUGCACAGGGUGGCAAGAGUAAUGUGUUUUUUGCAAAAACCUUAGAUGACCGGUUUAUCAUUAAACAGGUUACAAAGACAGAGUUGGAGUCAUUUAUCAAGUUUGCACCAGCUUAUUUCAAUUAUUUGUCUGAAUCCAUCAGAUCAGGAGGUCCAACUUGCCUGGCAAAGAUCUUGGGCAUUUACCAGGUUUCAUCAAAAUAUCUCAAAGGUGGAAAAGAGUCAAAAAUGGAUGUGUUAGUGAUGGAGAAUCUUCUGUUUGGGCGUAACAUCACAAGGCUGUAUGACCUUAAGGGAUCUUCUCGGUCACGGUAUAAUCCAGAUUCAAGCGGAAGCAAUAAAGUUCUUCUUGACCAAAACCUGAUUGAAGCAAUUCCAACUUCUCCAAUUUUUGUGGGUAACAAGGCAAAGCGAUUGCUGGAGAGAGCUGUUUGGAAUGAUACUUCAUUUCUGGCAGCAAUUGAUGUAAUGGACUAUUCCUUGCUGGUUGGCGUGGAUGAAGAGAAAAACGAGUUGGUUGUUGGGAUUAUUGAUUUCAUGAGGCAAUAUACGUGGGACAAACACCUUGAAACUUGGGUCAAAGCAUCUGGCAUCCUUGGCGGGCCUAAGAACACUCCUCCAACUGUCAUAUCUCCCAAGCAGUACAAGAAACGGUUUAGGAAAGCCAUGUCUUCUUAUUUUCUCGUGGUGCCAGAUCAGUGGUCGCCAACGGACCUUUGCCAAGAGAACUCACGAUCAUAGACUAGAAGAAUAUCCUAGGACUAGGACGUACCUACCCGUCUGCAUUGUUAAUAUCCCUGGACGAGGUCGAACAUCAGUGCCUCCUUUUUCAUACGAAUUACCCUUAAAAACUUUUCUGUUCACUUAAGAAGUUAAUACAAAAUGUUAUAGUUUUGCAAUACCAAGAAGCAUUGGUUUUGGUUUCACA